Mustela erminea (ermine) is the source of this 1087-nucleotide messenger RNA. RefSeq names its product gametocyte specific factor 1 (gene GTSF1). The transcript is spliced from 11 exons. The record is from RefSeq and is a predicted model, not a curated record. The coding region runs from base 324 to 857 and encodes 177 amino acids. NCBI's taxonomy places the organism in Eukaryota, Metazoa, Chordata, Mammalia, Carnivora, Mustelidae.
GCGGAAGUGAGCGUUGCUGGGCGCCGAUGCGGGGAGAAAGCGGCUGUGGAGAGAACGUGUCUCGACCGAGGAAGAAAAAGGAUUGUUUUACCAAGAGCCCAGCUCUGUUAGGAGUUUAACCAGUUGCUUCAGACUACAUCCAGCCCCCAAACUUGACUGCAUCGCGUAAUUUAUCCGUUUCACCGCGGUCUAGUACUAGGGACAAGAGUUCAGGCUGGCUUUCCGUAAGUUGCUGAAUCUCGUGCUGAUUGUUCCUCUAUAAAUACCUUAAAAUCAGGGAACAUAAUACUUGGUUCUUCCUUCCAAACAUCUUAUAGUUAAUAAUGCUUGGAUUCAGCUUCUUCAUUUCCAACAUGGAAGAAACUUACAUCGAUUCCCUGGACCCUGAAAAGCUAUUACAAUGCCCCUAUGAUAAAAACCACCAGAUCAGGGCCUGCAGGUUUCCUUAUCAUCUUAUCAAGUGCAGAAAGAAUCAUCCUGAUGUCGCAAACAAAUUGGCUACUUGUCCCUUCAAUGCUCGUCACCAGGUUCCUCGGGCCGAAAUCAGUCAUCAUAUCUCAAGCUGUGAUGAUAAAAGUUGUAUUGAGCAGGAUGUUGUCAACCAAACCAGGAACCUUGGACAAGAGACUCUGGCUGAGAGCACAUGGCAGUGCCCUCCUUGCGAUGAAGAUUGGGAUAAAGAUCUGUGGGAACAGACCAGCACCCCAUUUGUCUGGGGCACAGCCAACUACUGUGGCAACAACAGCCCUGCAAGCAACAUAGUUGUGGAACAUAAGAGUAACCUGGCUUCAGGCAUGCGUGUUCCUAAGUCUCUGCCAUAUGUUCUGCCAUGGAAAAACAAUGGAAAUGCACAGUAACUGAAUAUCUCAUCAAAUGCCAGACCCUAGAAGACUCUUGCUUCUUCCUGCCACCAAUGGGUUCUUCAUGGUUUUUCCUCCUAAUCUAAUUAUACAAAGAUAAACUGUCUGUGACUUUCAAACUGACAAGUACCUUUUUUUUUCUUCCCUGCUUUGAGUCUUCACUCAUUUGAUGCAAGAAAAGAACCCUCAAACUCAGAACUGUUUCAAAUAAAGCAUCAAUAUAGAUA